GGCACCAGCACCAGCACCAGCACUACCACCAGCGAAAAAGAAGAGAUGAACCCUUUUUUUCCCUGGGUGCGAUUUAUUCUUAUUCUUAUUAUUAUUCUUAUUAUUAUUAUUGUAAUUAUUAUUAUCUUGCGCUUGUACCACAUCACAUACCACCUGCAUACCACACGCACGCAUACCAUCCCAUCCCAUCCCAUACGCAUACCACCCUCACCCACCACCACCACCACCACCACCACUCCACUCUUUCUUUUUACCUCUCUCUCUUUCCCUCUGACCCUUUCCUUUCUCUUCCUCCCUCUCUUUUCCCAUUCACCUCCGUCGGUCGUUGCUUUUUCCUUCCCACCCCCAAUCUUUGAGAGUCCAGAUUAACUCUAUCUCGUCGUCCUUCCUUUAUCGACGAGGAUCAAUUAAGACCAGACGGUCGACACGCUCGAUAAUUCCCAUAAAUCAUUGGCUUGGUUUAAUAAUUAUCCACAACACAGCCAUUCUCUGCGACGGGAAAUCAACAAUUGAAUUACAUUCUUUUCACCAACCUUCAAACGCGAUUGACUCCCAUUACCUUCUUUUCGAUCCCAAUUCACAUACCGUCCGUAGAUAAAUACCGAGUUGAUUAUUGCAAUAGUCAUACCAAUAUCCGACACGAUCAACACGAUAGUCCAUCGGAGUGAAAGAAUACUCUUGUCUCGAAAUACUAAUUGACGUCCAUCCACCACCCAAUCCAAUCCAUCCAUACUCAGUCCACAAAUUCUCAAUUCGUCAAGAUGAAGGGCCGUUCUCAUCAACAUGCACGUCAUGCGAAGCGCGCCGAAUUAAAUCAGGAAGAUAUCAUUGCAGCACCCAUUGAGGUCAGGCAGCCAGAUCCAGAACCAGCUUUACAAACAAUUGUAUCAGUGGUUUAUGUAACAGCUGCACCAACCUUUAGCGGAUCGAUUGCAGGUUACUCAACGGUCGGACAAGAAGAUGAAACAACAUCGGCUGAAGAGACACACUCCUCAACUAAAACUACAGCCGCCAAGACAACUGCUACCUCUUCAAGUGAAAGUCACUCAACAACGGCUGCCUCCACCUUGAAAACUUCCGCUUCCAGCUCUUCCAGUUCUUCCGACCUUCCCAGUUCCCUCGUCGCGACAACUUCUGUAGGAAGUUCAGUUGCUCUUCUCGCAGCCACUGAUAAUGUGCCAACAAGUACGGCAGUCGCCUCUUCGACAACUGCUUCCUCUGCCAAUGCUUCCUCCACGGCUGCAGCAGAUUCAUCGAGUUCCGGUAUGAGUGCUGGUGGUAAAGCAGGAUUGGUCGUUGGAAUUUUAUUACUACUUGGAGUUGGACUGGCUCUUCUCUUGUUCUUCUUUAAAAAGAAGAAGCAAGCGGCCAAGGCGGAACGUCUUGAUGAUGAGAAGUCUGCCAUGGUUGCUUCAUCAGCUCGACGCGCAGAAGCUACACGUGCAGAAAUUCAACGCCAAGCAAGUCAACGUUCCAACCGAGGAGGAGCAGCCGCAGCAGCAGCCGCUCAUCGUCUAUCUCUCCGCCCUGUUACACAAUUCCAGCCUUUUAACGAGAAAAAUGGAGCCAGUCAAGCAUCUCCUCAAAUGGGUGGUAUGUUAACACCAGUAUCAAGUGCGCCUAGCUAUCACUCGCAGCAACCUCAAGACCAGAACAGAGACAAUCCAUUUGGUAACCACGCUGAAUCUAUUGAUACCCCUAAUACCAACGGCCCACCUAUUAUAGAAGGUUUCAAUGAUGGAGGUGAAGUAAUUGCUGCUUCUGCCGUUGUUGCUGCUGCUGCAUCUGGUUCCAAUGCCCAAGCUCCAGCUCCUGUUAAACCAGUUGGUUUAGCUCGCAGUGCUUCUAAAGCCGGCAAUGGUCUCAAGAUGGAUUUCACUACUAAGACUAACACAGUUUUGAGCCCACCAAGUCCUUCUGGUUCUGAAUUCAGUACUGCAUCAGGUGCCACUCAAGCUCAAUCUGUAACUGGCAUGGCUAUUGCUGCAGCUGGAGGUCCUCCUAAUACUACUGUUCACCGAGUUCAACUUGAUUUCGUUCCUUCCAUGGAUGAUGAACUUGAAUUGAAAGCUGGUCAAUUGAUUAGAAUUUUGCAUGAGUAUGAUGAUGGAUGGGCUCUUUGCAUUCGUCUCGAUCGUUCUAAACAAGGUGUUGUUCCUCGAACUUGUCUCUCUACUCGUCCUGUCAAACCACGUCCUCAACAACCUGGUCCUCAGGGACCACCAGCUGGACCACCAAGACCAAUGGGUCCAAACGGACAAGGCCCUCCUCGUGUUCCAAACAAGGAUGGUCCACCUUAUCCAUCAUCUCCAAUGAGACCAAAUGGACCUCCCAAUGGACCUCCAAGACCCAUGGGGCCAAAUGGACAAGGACCUCCUCGUGGUCCUGGUAUGAUGCAAGGUCCCCCAAGAUCUAUGUCACCAGCUGGACCACCAAGACCAAUGGGUCCAAACGGACAAGGACCUCCUCGUGGCCCUGGUAUGAUGCAAGGUCCUCCAAGAUCUAUGUCCCCAGCUGGUAACCGACCCAUGACACCACAAGGUCAACGCCCAAUGGUUCCUCCAAAUCACCCAAAUCAACAGAGACCAAUGACACCUCAAGGUUCAUCUGCUCCAAGACCAAUGACUCCACAAGGUCAGGCAACUGAACAAACACCAGCCUCUCCACCGGCUCAGGUGACCGAACAACGACCAAUCACUCCGCCAAAUCAUGAAGUGACUCAACCAAGUGAAGGACGUGCUCGAAGUGAUUCGGAUACCGAUCCUAUAUCUAGACAACCAAGUCCUACAUUGAAUACUUCCGUGCCAACAAUUAGUACUUCAUCUCCUUCAUCUCCACCAUCUGUUCCAAAUAUCAGAAGUCCAGUGGAGAGAAAGCCUGUUCCAGGUCAAGCCAUGUAAUUUACAUACCUAUCAAACGAAUAUGGGUCGAAUAGAUUAUCUAUAUCCCAGUAUAGACUUCCUUCAAGUAUAAAGAUAGGGUCCUACAACGGCGCAAUUGGGAAUCGAAUUGAUCAGAUAAAAUUCGACAUGAACAGAACGACGAAUGUACACAAGUUUUUAUUGGCGCAUUUUCAUCAAAUCGUUUAGCAAAAUUCAAUAUCUUCUUUCUUCAUUUCUUUUGCACCAAGUUUGCAAUUUUUUGUGGAUGGUGUUUUUUUCUUUCUUUUUUUGACGUUGUUCUUUCGAAGGAGUUCAGAACCAAUUUUAAUACACUUAUUACAUGGGCUAAUAACAGUAAUGUGUAUCUAUGAACAUUCUUCUUUUCUACGACGGACCUUUUUACUUUUGAGAUACCUUUCUAUUCUCGGAAACAUAUUAUGUUGGGUGUGAGUUGAGACUUUCAGGGUUUAAUGCUAGUCAUUGAUAGAAAGAUUGAUCAAGGGGAAGGAAAGAAUAGGAAGCGAGAUGGAUUGGUGAUAAACUUCAAUUGGUCGGCAUGAGACAUUGAGCCAAGAAAGAGCUGUGCUUUGAAUCGAUUCGAUGGUUUUUUUUAUAUCAUCCUACCAUUUGAAUGGUUUGAUUGAUUAGGAUUCAUUUUGCUAUUAUUGAGCGGUAGUAUUUUGGGAUUGUUGAUGAGGAAACUGCGGAAGGAGAAUUAUUGCCACGUCUGAUAUUCAUUAUUUGAUUAAUCUAGUUUUGAGACUAGAUAUUCAUAUAUGAAUAUGUGGUGAAUGAAGGGGAAGAUAGGCUUGGGCUUGAUUUGAGAAAGGGAGAUAUUUAGUAAACAGGUAGGGAUAAGAAUAAGAAUAAGAAUAAGAAUAGGGAAAAAAAACA
Messenger RNA from Botrytis cinerea B05.10, 3776 nucleotides. RefSeq lists its product as hypothetical. The transcript is spliced from 2 exons. NCBI's taxonomy places the organism in Eukaryota, Fungi, Ascomycota, Leotiomycetes, Helotiales, Sclerotiniaceae. Gene Ontology annotation, molecular function: protein binding. The record is from RefSeq and is a predicted model, not a curated record. The coding region runs from base 762 to 2900 and encodes 712 amino acids.